Panonychus citri (citrus red mite) is the source of this 762-nucleotide messenger RNA. RefSeq names its product BTB/POZ domain-containing adapter for CUL3-mediated RhoA degradation protein 3-like. Gene Ontology annotation, biological process: protein homooligomerization. The record is from RefSeq and is a predicted model, not a curated record. Gene Ontology annotation, molecular function: protein binding. Lineage: Eukaryota; Metazoa; Arthropoda; Arachnida; Trombidiformes; Tetranychidae. The transcript is spliced from 3 exons. Bases 1 to 762 code for a protein of 253 amino acids.
AUGAGUGAAUCCAACGAUAAAAAUGAAUCAGAACUUCCAACUGAAGCUCUUACUCCAGUUGAAAAUGAACAAAGUGAAUUUGUGAAGCUAAAUGUCGGUGGAUUUUUAUUCCAAACAACAAUGGCUACACUCACGAAAGUCGAUUGUAUGUUCAAAGGGAUGUUUUCAGAAGGAUUCGAGGCUCAAAAGGAUCCAGAAGGUUGGAUACUUAUUGAUAGGGAUGGAAAACAUUUUGGAAAAAUUUUGGAAUUCCUACGAAACACGGAAAUUACUUUACCAGAUAAUGUUAAAGAAAUUCGGGAACUUUUAACUGAAGCUAUUUACUAUUCGAUUGAAAGGCUAACUGUUUUAUGUGAAUCAGAGUUGCGAAUAUGCAGAGAGAGAAAAAAAAGUGCACUAAUCACAUCAAGUAAUGAAAGCUCUUCGUUUAUCAUUCGAAACUCGUUUAAACCUGUCGUUAAAUUGUACAUUUCUCAAACCAACCUGUUGGAUAAAUGCAAUUCAUUCACGGCGAUAACAAAUUUGUAUAGAAAUGUUGACCUUUUUGAUAAAUUGUGCAGCAAUACAAAUGGUCGAAUCGUUUAUAUCAAGAAUUUGUCUAAAGAUGAUACACAAUGUAAUUGGACAUUCUAUGAGCACCACGGUAAACAGAUUGACUAUAUUGAUUGCAUUACUAGUACUCCUCCAUCCGCAAUUACGGUGAGCUUCUCAGAGGGUCAAAUAUACGAAAAAGUUUUAAGGCUAGUUGUGAAUGGCAAAUAA